UCGUUUUCAUAUACCCCACCAAAACCCCAAUACCACACAUUAUUUCCAAUUUCAAUUCUGUCACUUUUUUUUUAAUCUCUCUCAAUUCCAUCACUAUUUUUACUCACACUCUCUAAUUUCUGCGUUUCCCCCUUCUUGUUCCCACCGAUUUUCGAUCAUUUCUAUGGGUUUUCUUUACAUUUAAGUACAAAGGUUUCUUUUAUGGAGAUUUUAUGAAAACCCCACUUCAUUUUUUUUACGAUUCUUUGAGUUUUUCUCUCCCCCAUUUAUGGAUAUGUCGUUGUUGGAACCUAAAUCUGUGGUUUCUUCACCAUUUUCAAGCUUCAGACACCAAGUUCAGAGGUUUUCUAGGUGCUCUUCUUGUAUAGGGAGAUUUUCCAGGGCUUCUUAUUCAAAUGGUGUGCCAAAUAAGGCAUACUGUAGUGGAGCUGUUAGUUCAAUUGGUCAGGAUAAACUACCAGCUGAAGGUUUUACUCAUCAGAUAAAUGGAACUAAUGGAUUGAGUUCAAAUCUGUUUUCAAGAGAUUGUAGAUUGUUAGAUGCAGUUGAUGAUCAAUAUGAUGGAAUUGUCAUUGAUCCGAAUGGAUUGCCUUCAAAUCCGGUUGUCUUUUCGUCCAAUCUUCGUUUCUCUCUUUCCCAUUGGAAAAAGAAGGGAAAGAAGGGAGUUUGGCUUAAGUUGCUAGUCGAACAGUCGGAGCUAAUCCCUAUCGCCCUAAAGGCAGGAUUUCAGUACCAUCAUGCUGAGCCAGAGUACUUGAUGUUAACUUAUUGGAUACCCGAUGGACCCUGCAUGCUUCCUGCAAAUGCUUCGCAUCACGUCGGGGUUGGAGGAUUCGUCCUCAAUGACAGAAACGAGGUCUUGGUAGUGCAAGAAAAAUACUGUUCUCCAGCAUUUGCUAAUUUUUGGAAAAUACCAACUGGUUUCAUUGUUGAGAAGGAAGAGAUCUAUACAGGAGUUACUAGAGAAGUUAAGGAGGAAACUGGUAUUGAGACUGAGUUUAUUGAAGUCAUAGCUUUCAGGCAUGCUCACAACAUAGCGUUCGAGAAGUCAGAUUUGUUCUUCGUCUGCAUGCUUAGACCUUUAUCGACUGAGAUUAUUGUUGACGAUCUCGAAAUUCAAGCAGCAAAGUGGAUGCCUUUAGCUGAAUUUGUGGAGCAAUCUCUUGUAAAAGAAGAUGUGAUGUUUAAGAAGAUUAUCGACAUCUGCAUCGCCCGAUUAGAUAAAUAUUAUUGUGGCUUAAACGUUCAUCAACUCGUCUCGAAAUUUGAUGGUAAACUGUCGUCGCUUUACUACAAUACUAUCGACGGAGAAGAUCUAACAUGUACCGGAAAGUGAAGGAAACAAUCUGGCCUUUGCUCAUUGCCAAUUUGAUGUGUUUGUUGUAGUUUCAUCCAUUAUGUUGAUAGCUGAUAUAGUAUAUAGAGCAUGUAAUUACAAAACUCUCUUUAGUAUAUAGCAUAAUGUUAGAGCACAAUUUAGAUGUGCUUUCUUUGUACAUGCUUCACUAUAUAAAUAAACAAGAUAAUGCUAUUUUAUAAGCA
This is a messenger RNA of Cucumis melo (muskmelon), 1542 nucleotides long. Its product is annotated as nudix hydrolase 8-like. Lineage: Eukaryota; Viridiplantae; Streptophyta; Magnoliopsida; Cucurbitales; Cucurbitaceae. The record is from RefSeq and is a predicted model, not a curated record. Bases 269 to 1336 code for a protein of 355 amino acids. Gene Ontology annotation, molecular function: NADH pyrophosphatase activity; ADP-ribose diphosphatase activity; NAD binding. The transcript is spliced from 9 exons.